Colletotrichum phormii is the source of this 1185-nucleotide messenger RNA. RefSeq lists its product as uncharacterized. Bases 13 to 960 code for a protein of 315 amino acids. The transcript has 2 exons. Lineage: Eukaryota; Fungi; Ascomycota; Sordariomycetes; Glomerellales; Glomerellaceae. The record is from RefSeq and is a predicted model, not a curated record.
AUUGCACCAGAGAUGGUUGUAGUUGAUGACAUCUACAACGGCUGGCGACAUUUGAUCCUACCGGUUGCUUGGUCAAACGAAAUGGUAAUGGACGCUGUCCUCGCCGUGUCAGCAUUCCAUCUCUCUGGUAGAGUCAUCUUGCUGCCGCAUCUCAAUCCAGACAGGCUCUAUGCUUUGGCAAUCGGUCAACUCUUGCAUCGGAAGGACCUAACAGAUUGGGGCGACGAGACCCAGCAACUUGUGGUUCUUGCCAUUGUUGUCCUUCUGGUUUCAGUCAUGGUCAACGGCAUGCCGGAUUUCCCUAUUGUCUUCCAGAUGUUGGAAGCAUCUAUCAAAGCUAUUGGAGGUGAAGAGGCCCUAGCUGACGCAGGAGAGAUGGGAGGUUUCCUCUUGAGACAGAUUCGCAAGAUGCGCGCCUACGCUGCACCCUUGGUCAGCCAAGAUGCCGGGAUGAAGGCGUUAUCAUACCACGCUCAGGAGAGUUUCGACUGUCUCUACUACUACUACAGCUUACAUCCCGAUCACUGCCCUACGUUUGACCUCAUCACCGACAUUCGCCAGCAGGCCUUUAACAUGUACCUCCGCAGAGCGUUGACUAACGAUAAUGACAACACCCUAUCACCCUCAUCUGUCGAUGCCAUCAAGACCUUUCAACGGAGCUUGGAGGCAUUCCCAGAAGGCGCACUAGGCGAGCACAUACUUAUCUGGCCUACGUUCAUUGCUGCGCUUGAGUGCCAUACCUCCGAGCAGCGCCUAUUCUUUGAAAAGUUCCUACUCAGGCAGUAUCACCGCAAUAAUUUCUUGAAUAUCCCCAAAGCUUUGGGGUUUCUGAGAGGAAUCCGGUCGCAGGAUACACACCGGCUAACUUGGCCUGCACUUAUCCCGAAACUUCGGGGUUUUGUCAUGCAGAAUGUAGCCGUAAUUACUACAUGUACCAGUCUAUAUGCCUAUCUGUCUUGAAAACCAGAAGAUUCGGUACAUAUCCACAUGUCAAACACUCACGAAAUCUACCAAUUGCUGGUACCACUUCGUGGACAUUUCAAUCCGCUUGAUCGCGGCCCCACCUGCAGGCGAUGAACCCAUCUCGAGUCAUGUUGAAUGGCUGUGCCGCUUCGUAUCUGCAACCGGUCCCAACAACACAAGAAACAAGGCUCAGAACUAUACUGUAUUCUUCUUACUUGGGCA